CUGAAACAAUAUUACUUUCACGUCAACACUCAGACACUUAUAUUAUUAUUUUUGUUAUUCACCGAUCACAAUGGUCAUUCCUCUUGUUGUAAUAGAAAAUUAUUAGCCAGCAAACUUUCCCUCGUUCUUAUAUAGAGCCUUAUCGCCAUAUCACUUUUUCGAUUGACAAUCUGCCACGUCAGCAGUGUCAAAGUCAAAUUGUUUGUAGUAGCUCUCUAGAGAAUUAUAGCCGUCAAAGGCCACGCUGGAAGUGGGACGCUUACCUGGACCAAAAGGAUUUGAAAGGAGAUUGGGUGUCCUGCAGAAUCACCUUCAUGCACUCCAACUGUUUGAAAAAUUGCCUCUGAAAAAAUUCGCACACACAAAAAUGAUACCAAAGCCAAUUCGCCCGUUGGCCACCGUAGCCGCUGUCAUCACCGGUGGAUUAAUAACUCUCAACCUCGCUUCCACCGCCACAAUCAAAGCGAUUCGUUUCGUCAGCGAAGCGAAACGGAGAAAGGUGGCGUUGCCUUGUGGGGUUUGCAGAGGAAAAGGGUUUUAUAUAUGCAAACUGUGCAAUGGAAAUGCCACCAUAGAGUGGUCGCCUAUGUAUGACCCUGUGGUUAUCAAUCCUUGCCUUUGCCCCACUUGCGAAGGAAACAGAAAAAGCAGGUUUUUUAUGAUCUGGGGGAGUUGUCAAUUCACUCUAGAGCAUAUACACAGAAUCUGACAUUGUUGGUCUAUCUGCUGCACAUUCUUGCACACACAAGAGAUCUACUUGAAUACACUGCAUAAGUUGCCUAUUGAACGUGUUUCAACCAGUGCUGGAUCCAUUAACUACAAACCUCUUCCUUCUUUCAACAAAUCCAAUGCCUACAAGGGUGUUGAUUGUCAACAUUGUAAUAGGAACUAAAGAUUUAGGAGAUGCAAUCAGCUCUAAAGACAAAAUAGUAGCAAAAAAAAGAGCCUUAUUGUAGUCACUUACAUAUCCUGCUAGGUUUGAAGAGCGAUUUAACUGGUAGAAACCACUCUUUUUCCUGCCACUUAUGAUCUCUAGCAUCAUAACUCCAAAGCUGAAACAUUGGAUUUUCAGAAAAAAGACCAUCCAUGUCAUAUUCAGGAGACAUAUAACUACUGUUUCCAUCAUUCACCAGAAUUCUAUUAAUAUGUAAAUGGAAUGCUUUAUUUUCAUUUAAAAGCUGCGCCGUAUGGAAUGCAUUUAUCAUGUA
Quercus robur (English oak) is the source of this 1208-nucleotide messenger RNA. Its product is annotated as protein BUNDLE SHEATH DEFECTIVE 2, chloroplastic. Lineage: Eukaryota; Viridiplantae; Streptophyta; Magnoliopsida; Fagales; Fagaceae. Bases 368 to 709 code for a protein of 113 amino acids. The transcript has 3 exons. The record is from RefSeq and is a predicted model, not a curated record.